Messenger RNA from Culex quinquefasciatus (southern house mosquito), 560 nucleotides. RefSeq lists its product as uncharacterized. The coding region runs from base 184 to 384 and encodes 66 amino acids. The transcript is spliced from 2 exons. The record is from RefSeq and is a predicted model, not a curated record. NCBI's taxonomy places the organism in Eukaryota, Metazoa, Arthropoda, Insecta, Diptera, Culicidae.
CAGGGUUAACCGAUUCUUUGAAGGACUGAGAAGAGCGUUCGGUGGAAAAUAUUUGAAUUUCUAAGUCAGUUUCAAGUUGGUAUAAAACAUCGGGCGAAAUUUCAAAUCAGCAUCAGUUGCGGACUCCAAGUUUGAUCAAACAGUUCCAGUUCAGUGAAAACAAUCGGUGAAACAAACAUCAAAAUGAAGUUCUUAGCUAUGACUCUCUGCAUCAUCGUGCUGGCCUUUGCUCUGGUUUCGGCCGUUCCAGCCACCAACGACGAAAGCAUCGUGGGUUCGUUUGGAGCCGGUGCCGACGACGCCGUCAACCCGCAGGAUCCCCAGCAGAUCUUCCUGCACUUCAAGAAGAAGUGGCUGCUCAAGAAACUGCUCCACUUCGGUUAAGCCGGUUUAGGAUUAUUUCUGUACAAGCAAACGAUAGUCAAAUAGUCAAAACUAUCCAACCUAAGAACGUACAAAAGUAAGCAUCUUUACGAGCUACCUGCAAUUAGUUGUAAUUAGAGUAAUUUUCUGAUCAGUGCCAUGACUUAAAAACACAAUAGUUUAAAUAAUAUAUAACA